Solanum lycopersicum (tomato) is the source of this 438-nucleotide messenger RNA. RefSeq lists its product as uncharacterized. NCBI's taxonomy places the organism in Eukaryota, Viridiplantae, Streptophyta, Magnoliopsida, Solanales, Solanaceae. The record is from RefSeq and is a predicted model, not a curated record.
AUGGAUAACUUGGUGUAUCUUAAGGUUUCACCCAUGAAAGGUGUUAUGAGGUUUUGUAUGAAGGGAAAACAUAGUCCCCGGUAUAUAGUGCCUUAUAGAAUCUAUAAGAGAGAGGGAUGUGUGGCUUAUGAGUUGGAACUACCGCAAGAGUUAGCGGCGGUUUAUCUGGUAUUUCAUCUUUCUAUGUUGAAGAUGUGCUUGGGUGAUCCUUCUUUAAUAGUACGAACAGAAGAUAUUGGGAUUAUGAAAAACCUAUCUUAUGAAAAAAUUCUAGUUCAGAUUUUGAAUCAUCAAGUUUGCAAGUUGAGGACAAAGGAAGUUGUUUCAGUCAAUGUCCUUUGGAGGAACCAAUUCGUUAAAGAAGCGACUUGGGAAGUUAAGGAAGAUAUGAAGAAGAGAUAUCCACAUCUCUUUGAAUACGGAGAGAAUGCAGAUUAA